CUCUCUCUCUCUCUCUCUCUCUCUCUCUAAGCUAACCGUUUCUCCAGAUUCUCACAAAACAGAUCCGAAAUGAAAAUGAAGAUUAACAAAGCUGCCGAUCUAUCUUCAAUCUCCGUCUUCCCUCCUCCUCACAUUUAUUCAAGGAAGACGAACAAUGUAUCGAAUGGAUUGCAAGUGUCGCAGCAACAUCGAUCACAACCAUCUCAACAGUCGUUUUCUCAGGGACUUUCGUCUCAGCAAGGAAUUUUGUCUCAUUUCUCUCAAAGUUCUCUCGAUGAAGCUGUCACAGCUAAUGAUCAGAGAUUUGGUUCUCAAGAACAUGAGAACUCUUCAAGGAGGUUUUCUAGUUUGCCCCGAAUUACUUACUCAAAGGAUGAGAGUCAACCACACAACUCAAGAUCUUCAUCCAAUAUGUUGGUCAAAUGGAACUCUGCAGACAACAAAAAUCAGUUAACUGAAGGACUCGAAAACCGAAUUGGCAUAAUGGAAACCACAUUGAGCAGAUUUGCAAUGAUCAUGGAUUCUGUUCAAAGUGACGUAAUGCAAGUAAACAAAGGAACAAAGGAACUUAAUUUGGAGAUGGAGUACAUAAGACAGAAGUUGAUUGCUCAGGAUAACUCACUUCAGUUAAUGAUGAAAGGACAAGAAGAAAUUAAAGCAAGCAUUAAUGAGAGCUUGAAAUCUUUAUCUGAACAAAUGAGCCACAUUACAAACAUAGAGAAGUUACAGGAAGUAUAUAUGUUGGUUUCAGCCAUGCCUCAGCAAAUUGAAGGCUCUCUGCGAAAUUACCAAAAUGAACUCCAGAACACCACCAAGGAAAUGCAGGAAAUCUCUCACAGUUUAAAACAUACUAACCACAAGGAUCUGGCAAAGCCUAUAGUUCUAUCUCCAAAGGUGCUUUAUCUCUAA
This is a messenger RNA of Trifolium pratense (red clover), 909 nucleotides long. Its product is annotated as putative recombination initiation defects 3. The coding region runs from base 70 to 909 and encodes 279 amino acids. Gene Ontology annotation, cellular component: nucleus. Gene Ontology annotation, biological process: microsporogenesis; embryo sac development; chromosome organization involved in meiotic cell cycle. The transcript has 7 exons. The record is from RefSeq and is a predicted model, not a curated record. NCBI's taxonomy places the organism in Eukaryota, Viridiplantae, Streptophyta, Magnoliopsida, Fabales, Fabaceae.